Gongylonema pulchrum is the source of this 393-nucleotide messenger RNA. The record is from the annotation of a GenBank genome assembly. Lineage: Eukaryota; Metazoa; Nematoda; Chromadorea; Rhabditida; Gongylonematidae.
UCAUUUCAGACAGUUGCCCUAUGGGAUUUACGAAAUUUAAAGCUGAAAUUGCAUUCGUUUGAAUCUCACAAGGACGAAAUUUUCCAAGUGCAAUGGUCGCCACACAAUGAAACAAUUCUUGCCUCAUCAGGCACUGAUCGACGGCUGCAUGUUUGGGAUUUGAGUAAAAUUGGUGAGGAGCAAUCACCGGAAGAUGCUGAAGAUGGCCCAGCCGAACUCCUCUUCAUUCAUGGCGGGCAUACUGCAAAGAUAUCGGACUUCUCGUGGAAUCCAAACGAACCAUGGGUUGUGUGCUCGGUAUCGGAGGAUAAUAUCAUGCAAAUUUGGCAAAUGGCUGACAACAUUUACAACGAAGAAGAUUCGGAUGUGCCUGCUGACCAGUUAGAACGUUGA